Molecule: messenger RNA, 636 nt
Organism: Moesziomyces antarcticus
Lineage: Eukaryota; Fungi; Basidiomycota; Ustilaginomycetes; Ustilaginales; Ustilaginaceae
Exons: 5
Coding region: 1-636 (211 amino acids)
Source: RefSeq, a predicted model, not a curated record
AUGAUUGCUUUUCUAGCGUCGGCUCUCCAAAGCUCAGGCGAGGCUGCCUCGAGGCUGAGGACGACUGACGACGGGCGACUGCUGCUGAACAGCGCGCAUUGUUCUGCUCGCUCGCCGCCACCACCACCGCCCUUCCCACAUGCGUUCCUCGCCUCGCCUAGCUCGAUUGUUCAAAUCCAGCUCCGGCGUCGUGCGCUCAUGCAUAUUGCUUCCAACCGCCCUCUCCCUCCCGUCUGGCUCGCUCUCCGGCUAGAUGCUUCCGAAGAGCUGCUGCUGCUCGCGAGUCGCCGCCUGCCCAGUCCUGGGGUUCCCUGGCCUCGCCGCGGCUCUGCUUUUCCGCCGCAGAUUCUGCUUCCCGUGUUCGAACUUGCGACAAAAAAGCUUUCCACCGUGUCGUCCGCCUCUUGCCCUCCCCCCCACGCCGCCAUCUCCUGCUCUGCUGCCGUCGCCCUCGACGCUCUGCUCCUCCGGCAUCCCCUUCUGCCACUGCCACCGCUUCGAGCCCCAGAUCUCUCUUGCCUGCCUCAGAAGCUCAGGAUACCGGAGUCUUUGCACCCCUCUGGACACCGUCUCCUCCUCUCCAUCAUCUUCUUGCCUCUGUCCGACUUUUCCACCAUCUUUACGGAAGAUCAGUAG